This is a messenger RNA of Dermatophagoides pteronyssinus (European house dust mite), 1697 nucleotides long. RefSeq names its product glycerate kinase. Lineage: Eukaryota; Metazoa; Arthropoda; Arachnida; Sarcoptiformes; Pyroglyphidae. Gene Ontology annotation, cellular component: cytoplasm. Gene Ontology annotation, biological process: protein phosphorylation. The record is from RefSeq and is a predicted model, not a curated record. Gene Ontology annotation, molecular function: glycerate kinase activity.
AACAAAGUGGCUAUUCAGACUGAAAAGGAUCGUAUUUAAUUGCAACAUGUCCAAAACGAGUAUCCAAAUUUUGAAUCAAAUUUUUACUUCGGCAGUUGAUGCUGUAUUGCCCCAGCAAUUAAUUCGGUCGGCCAUUCGAAUCGAACCCCAUGAUGGUAAUUUGCAUGUUCGAUUAAAACAGAUCGAUGAAGAUAGUAUAAAAUGGCAUAAAAUUCGAAUUGUUGGUCGUGAUGUUUUCCUAUUCGGAGCCGGAAAAGCAAUUGUGGGAAUGUGUCAAGGACUUUUGGAACAAAUUGAUCAAUACCAAUUGUCAAUCAAUGUCAAAGGUCACCUGAACGUACCUUUUGGUUCAAUCGUCAAAAAACAACAUUUAUUCACUAAAUACAACACAACCUAUCAUGAAUGUGGAAGAAAUAAUUUACCCGAUGAUUUUUCCUUAAAAAAUACACAAGAUUUAAUGCAAAAACUUCACCAACAUGUCACUCAGCAUUCGAAUCCAUUAGUCAUUGGCUUUGUAUCUGGAGGUGGUUCAGCAUUGUUAUCGCUUCCAAAAGAAUCGAUCUCAAUAAAAGAUAAAUUAAAUGUAAUCACAUCGAUGGUACGGCAUGGUGCAAACAUUGUCGAGUUGAAUUUGAUACGAAGCUGUUUAUCGCAAGUCAAACAUGGAAAAAUGGCGCAACAAAUAUUUGAAUGGAAUUCGAAUUCAGAAUUGUUUACAUUCAUUAUUAGUGAUAUUAUCGGUGACCCGAUCGAAAUGAUUGCUAGUGGUCCUACUGUCUUGCAGUCCACUCAAUUAAAACCAGAAGAAGUUUUGCUCAAAUAUUCUCUCAAAUUUGAAGAAAGAAUCAACAAACAUUUCACAACCGAGAACAAGAAAAUUUUUCCUGGAAUCAACUUGACCAAUGCGAUUAUCGGCAACAAUGCUAUUGCAUUGAAUGAAGCAAGAAUACGAGCUGAAAAUUUCGGAUUUAAGGUUGUGAUGAUAGGUUCAGGACUAUCAGGUGAAGCACGGUCGAUCGUUCGACAGCUUAUAAGCAUGGUCAGUAAUCAUAAAUUUCUUCCUGAAGAUCGAUCUCGGCAUAAAGGUGUUUUAUGGCUUGCCGGUGGUGAGGUUACUAUUCGUAUGGAUCAAACAAGAAAAUUAGGCAUCGGUGGUCGAUGUCAAGAAAUGGGUUUAUUAUUCCUUGAUGAAAUGGAUCGGCUUAAAUGGGUAGGUCCGGAAAUUUACGCUUUAUUCGCUGGAACUGAUGGCCAAGAUGGUCCGACACCAGUAGCUGGAGUACAAUUAAAAUGGCCAUUCAAAUUAUCUAAUGUUUGGAAGCAAUCCUUGGCUGAUCAUGAUUCGUAUAAUUUUUGGAUCGAACAUGCACCCGAAUGUCUGAUUCGAACCGGAAUAACUGGAACAAAUGUCAUGGACAUUUAUGCUUUAAUGAUACGAUUUUGAGCACCAUCUAUGAAUACGUUUUUAUCCAAUUCUCUUGUCGCCCAAGAGAAAGUGAUAGUGGCGUGCAUUUUCUCUAAAAUUCGGGGAUUGCUAAAUGAUGACAAUUGAAAAGACCAUCGUCUGCAACACUCCUCAACAUUGGCGAGUACUCCUCGAUUAUAUUUUUUAUUUAUUUAUUUAUUUUUUUGUUAUCUAAUUUGCUGGGUGUAUUUUUAAUUUUUUUGCAAUUUUUCAAUAAAUUUUUUAAAAAUGA